Molecule: messenger RNA, 714 nt
Organism: Vicia faba (fava bean)
Lineage: Eukaryota; Viridiplantae; Streptophyta; Magnoliopsida; Fabales; Fabaceae
Source: the annotation of a GenBank genome assembly
AUGAGCAGCCCAAUGGGUGCUCUCAUGUUUCCAAUGAUACAGAAUUUAGAGACAACAUUAAAGGCAGGUGGAGUUCCACAAAUGCCACAGUUUAGGCCUUCAACAGUGACUUCUGCAUCAAAUUUUGCCUCAGUCAACACCCAAAAAAGUUCAACUGGACUUAACUCAUCCACAGAGAAUAAGGUCAUCAAUAAGGAAGUAAAAGGCAAAGAAGAAGUUAAGAAGACCGAAAAUGCAGUACAACUUGAGUCAAUAUUAUCAAUUCACAAAUUGUCAAGACUUGGGAAUCACAUUGAUGCUUUAAGAGAGGUUACUAAACUUCCAUUUUCGCCUCUAGAUCCUCGAGAACCUGAUACUUCUGUUGAGGUGUUUGAAAAUUUAUCUCCUCAUGUCCAAGCUUGUAUACCAGACCUCUUGAAGGUUGCUCUGACUUGUCUGGACAAUGUGGCAGACUCUGAUGGAUCUCUUCGCUUGGCAGCAGAUCAAAUAUAUGCAGUAGAGUUAAUUGGAGGUGCUACCAGAGUGCCAAAGUUACAGGCUAAGCUUCAAGAGUUCCUUGGUAGAAAAGAACUUGAUAGGCAUCUUGAUACUGAUGAAGCAAUAGUUAUUGCUGCUGCUACGGUGGAUGCUGCAAUUGCACGGUGGACAGCUCAUGGACUGCAUCCGUUGUGCACUCUACUCCCUACAAUUUACUUUUACCCAUCCACCUGUUAG